GAAGCUCAUGAUGAAUGCCGUGGAUCCUGCUGAAUACUAUCAGGGUAACACUGUAGAGAUGAACAGACAGCUCCAUGUCUCUGUGCAGAGGAAGCAGGAGGAGAUCACAGCCCUAAAGGAGAGGAACGCUGAGCUGAUGGAGCAGGUCAAACAGACCCAGUUUUACGCUGCUGUACUGGACGCCUUCACUUCACACCCUGACAACACUUCAGAGUGUGUGUCACACCAAGGUUCAACUUCCACAACACACACACACUCCUAUUCCUCGAGUUCUGAGCCAUCUGACCGGCAUUUCGAUGCAGCUUUACAGACAUCAUGGCUCGAGUCUCUUCUCGAUCACACACCGCCAGAGGAAGACGAGUGCUCGUACGGAAUCCUGUCAGAACACACCAACGCAGGAGUGAAGAGAAAAUUAUGGCCAAGUGACAUUGAGUCCAGCAGCACUAACAAUCCUGCAGACAAAAAAUCCAGACUGGACCAAGAGUUUCUUGACCAAUCAGAACAUCAGUUAUCUGAACAGCUGGAUUCAGAGACCGUGCAGGUUUUCGGAUCUUUCCGCAACUUCCAGGUUUCGAAGGCCGCACCUUGUGCGACCUCUGACCUUUGGAGAGAGGGGAAGCGUGUGCUUUUUAAGACAUCCAUCCGAGAACACAGCACGGUCCGGACCAGAGGUUUCCCUCAAGGCAAAACUUUCACGUCAUACACACCUGACGGAGGCUGUAGGUUCCUCUGGAUUCCCAAUCAGAUCUGAAACACUUCCUCUGUUCUUGUUUGUGAAAUCGUGUGAAUACUUUAUAACAUUUAACAGAGAGACUUAUUUUAUCUCAUUUUUAUACAACUGAGCAAUUGAGGGUUAAAACCCUUCCUCAGUGGACGUAUCGAACUCACAACCUUCCGAUUGGUAGCCAAUCACC
Messenger RNA from Tachysurus fulvidraco (yellow catfish), 914 nucleotides. RefSeq names its product multicilin. Gene Ontology annotation, cellular component: nucleus. The record is from RefSeq and is a predicted model, not a curated record. NCBI's taxonomy places the organism in Eukaryota, Metazoa, Chordata, Actinopteri, Siluriformes, Bagridae. The coding region runs from base 8 to 751 and encodes 247 amino acids. The transcript is spliced from 3 exons. Gene Ontology annotation, biological process: negative regulation of DNA replication; negative regulation of cell cycle.